Messenger RNA from Closterium sp. NIES-67, 3549 nucleotides. The record is from the annotation of a GenBank genome assembly. NCBI's taxonomy places the organism in Eukaryota, Viridiplantae, Streptophyta, Zygnematophyceae, Desmidiales, Closteriaceae.
CAUGCCAUGGCUGGUGCCUCGCUAGGAUGCCAAGCUGGGAUGGGAUGCGUUGCCUCCGCUUAGACGCUCCUUUCCAUGUCACGCCGGUUGCCGUGAUCUCCGUGCUGCUGACAUGGCUUGCUCGUUCGCACCUACUGCAUUGGAGAAAAGGUUCCGUUGACUCGACACAGUCGACACAGUCGCCUCGGCACGAAAGAUCUACUAGCGCAGCUUUACAUUCAGGCAGGCUGGGCAACGCGGGUGGUACAGAUCCAGGCGUGGCGAACGAACAGUUGGGUCACGUGUUGCUGGCGCGGAUGGCGAUGCUGGAUCCACCCGUCCACUUGCGCGCACAUCGCGUUACGUCGCCCAUUUGCGCCAGGCCUGCUGCAGUUGCAACGGAGUCUCGCCACAGCCCAGCCAGCUCGAGUGGGGUCAGCCUGGCACUCCCCUCCCUACUGUUCCGUCGGCUGUCCAGCCACGUGUACAGCUGGGUCCCGCCAUGCCAGAUGUCACGUCGCCCGGGAAUCAGCAUUCCAGGCAGGUCGGUUCGGCGCUGUUGACUCGGCAGCACUGACAGCUGAAGCCCGCGCAGAGCGAUCGCUGCUCCGGCGUCGCUCUGGCGCCGCUCUGGCGCCUGUGUGCACCUGCGUCGGCGGCAGUUGUACGACAGUUGUCGUGAUCGCUCCAGCUGCGACGGCUCGUGCUUGCACAGCACACGCGAAGUGAAGGAAUCCGUUCCACGUUCACGCACCCACCCAGUCACCGGCGAGCGUCCUUGGAGGAAGCGCGCUCGUGACGUCGAGACUAGUUCUCGGAGCCCCGUAACAGGCUUCCUGCGAGCACUGGAACCGGCGUUCUUGCCGCUCCUAUAAGUGGCAGUGAGGAGCGUCCGGUGCAGUGGCAAGAUUCAUGGACAUUCAGUCGCUCGCGUGACUUACCAAGGAUCUAUCAAGCUUACUCCAGUAGAAAUCGGGCUCUGGUAGCUCGAAAUCAAGCUUACUCCAGCAGUUCUACUUCGAGAUUUUCAUGGCGCGCGUUAUCAUGCAACCAACGCGGCUCCACCCCGGAAGCCCGCGUGGUUACGGCUGUGUUGGGGGUGGCGGCAUGUUGGCAAGGGAGGGUCACAGCAGCGAUCUGCUGCCGGAGCAGUGGGCGGGCCAGCUCGUGGCGUCGCAAUGGAGCCUUCGAGCUGGUACCCGUGACAAGUCAGUUGGACAUGGCUCUACGGGAUACGCCGCUGCUGCUACGACCCCUGCUGUUGCGCCUCGAGUGUCGCGUAGCUUGCCGCAGGACGCGCGAGGGGCGAUCCCUGCUGGAAGCGAGCUAUGUGCGGCCAUGUCAGUGCAAGAGGGGCAUAACAGCCGAUCACCUGACAUCACCUCGGCAGAAUCCAUGGAAGAGCCGUUAAGGGACACCUGUACACAGCCCGGUGACGGUGCUCUUGAAGGACCUGUGUGCCUCCCUCUCAGCCCUGUCACGUGCUGCAGACCCAAAACCUCCAGAGGCACCGUCUCAAGGCACCCUCCAGCGUCUGCUGCGCCCGCAGCUGCUCUCGCUCCCGGCCAUGCCACCACACGUGCUCAAGUCACACCGGCGUGCGCCGUGGCGGGUGGCAGCACCAGCCAGCAGCAGGCUCCGCUGGACAGUCUCUCCCCACGCACCACCCCGUCUGCCCUCGCCUCCCCCCGUCGCCACCUGUCCGACCUAAACCCGAGCAUGGGGCGUGGCGCACACAGUGCAAGGCGCGGCGAGCACAGCACGGAGACCACUGGAACUGCUGCCAGCACACGUGUCAAGGAGCACACGGGAACAGCAGCAGCAGCAGAAGUGUCAGUGGGGUCUCAGGCGCCGCAGGCGCCCUCUCUGCUGGCUACCACAGGAUGCAAGCAUGCUGCCACAGAGGCGCAGCCACCCAGCCCUGCGCAGCCAACUCCCUCUGCUCUGUGCACUCCACGCACACCCAGCGCUGCACCGCUGCCCUCCCCCACACUCUCGCCCACCGUCAACUUAAGUGCCCCAUCCUCCGCUCCCUCCCUGACUCGUGCCACACUGCCUGGCGCUGCGGCUGCUGCUUGCGGUGCUGCCACCGAUGGUGCGUGCGCUGGCGUUUCUUUUCCCAAAUCUCCCCUCAACAGGCUUGCCAGCACGGCCUUUCUCGUCCCGUCGCCGCCCCCAUUCCCCCGCACCCACCGCCCUGUGCUCAUGCACCGGCGGUCGCGCUCCAGCCUGCCGACGGUGUCGCUGAACGACCGCCUGCUGGCCACGCCUGUGCGCACGUCCUCCCUGUUGGUGCCGCAUGGCGGCCUGGACGAGGGUGCGCUGCAUCCCCACCAGGCGCGCAGCUGCACCUCCCUGUGCAGCCCGCAGUCAAGCCCGGGCUCAAGUAGCCCUGCAACAACCCCGUCUCUCUCCAGUCCGCACCCAGCUCGCGUGGCCACUACCCAGCAGUCCGUCUUGCACAGCGGCUGUGCGCCGUUGCCUGGUAGCCACGCGGGGAGAGUGCCGGUUGUUGGUCGGGCGCGGUCGUUUGGCAGCGCAUCUCCGCCAUCUGAGGGCAAGCGCCAGUGGCAGAGCAGCAGGGAGGCUAGCUCGGGGCACAAGAGGUCCCUGUCGAGGGGCAAUGCAGAAGAAGUUCUGCAGGGUGCAGGCACAGCCUCCAGUCACCAUGCACCCUCAGCAAGUCCCGGCGCCCACCAUAAUGCCAGCACUUUCACUGGAGCUGGCACCGCCUCUGCUGCGGCAGUGACACCGGGGCGAGGAGCGGGAGACGGGGGCAGCAGAUCCAUGGUGGUGUCACGUGGCGGAAGCCUUUCUGCCUCCACGCCUGGGUCGAGUGGCAGGCUGAGGUACUGGCCGCCGCACCUCAACUACCGCCUUCAUGCUGGCAGCUGUCAGGAGCGCCACGUGCCAGCACAUGCAGAAGCCUCAGCAGAAGCCACCAGUGCAUCUUAUGGCAGCUGCUCUUGUUGCUCUUCCAGUAAUAGCAUUGGCGAAAGCAGUGCUAGGGUGCUGUCCUGCAGGAGCAACUGUUCUUUGGGUGCGUCGCCUGCACCGUACCACCAGGAUCGUGAUGAAUCAGUGCCAGCCUGGCAGGCAGCAUCGCACUCCUGCGAUUCCACCAUGGCCAGUUUCCAUGGGUGUGGUGUGCUUGGUGGCUGGUCACAGGGAAGGCAGGGUAAGAACGCAGUGCCAAGGGCAUCUUCCUUUGAAUCAGAGGGAACCAAGGCAACUGGUCAAGGCUCGUUGCAUUUGCGGAGGAAUGGGAGCACUGGGAGGGGUGGGGAGAGCAUGGAUGGGAGAGAUGGUUCACUGCAAACAGUUUUUGGAGGAGCUCUUGGCCGUGCUGUGCCAGUUGCCGCGCAUUCUAACGCAGGUUGCAGUGCCGCUUGCUCUUCCUGGGCGCAGCAGCAACAGCAGCUGCAGCAGCAGCAGUGGCGUCAGCACCUUAGACAGCAGUGGCUGCAGAAGCAUGAAAUGCAGCCAUACUUAGAUUCAACAAAGGUCGUUCCCACACGUUGUGCAAGUGGUUGUAACUUGUAAAUAAAACUUCCUGUGCAUGUCAAUUGU